Molecule: messenger RNA, 528 nt
Organism: Saccostrea echinata
Lineage: Eukaryota; Metazoa; Mollusca; Bivalvia; Ostreida; Ostreidae
Exons: 4
Coding region: 1-528 (175 amino acids)
Source: RefSeq, a predicted model, not a curated record
AUGAAGUUGAUCUUUCUUUGCUUUGUUGUUGCGUUCUGUAAUGAGAAAACAUAUGGUGAAGAAUUCUUCUUGGAUGAGUCUCUUGAAGGUAGUGUCAUGGAGUACUUUUCUGGAGAUGACGGUUGCCACUGUGAGCUGAACGAAUGCAGCUGUUGUAAAACCCUGAGUUUGCCAGUGGUUCAGAUAUCCAAAGAAGUUUGUAUAAGACUGGAGUUCAAGAACGCUGAAAACGCAUUUUACGUCAAGUUUACGCUUGAUGGAAGUGAGAUCUUUGACAGAAAAGUCCAAGGAAAGAACCCAAGGCCACUCUGUGUUAACAUUCCACUCUUGAAGCAUCUGGUCAAUGUAUGCAUCGAACUCGCAGACAUCAAGAUGGACACCACCGGACUACAGGGUUGUGUUAAUCUUGUUGCGUCUGCUAUUGUGGAGAAGAAGUUUCAAAUAGGCUGCUUUAAAAUGCCGACAGCUUUUCUAAUAGACGAUGAUGACGUUUUGGUGUUUGAGCGCAAAAUUGAGAUCAGAAAUUAA